UCUCGUGCUUUCUUGUUUGUCUUGUGCUCUUGUCGAGUUUAAACAAACUGAAUUCAGACUAUCACAUUUAAUACAUUGCUGAAGAAUAAAACUAAUAUAAUGUUUUAGUAAUUUCCGAAGUGGUUAAACGCUUUUUUUCCGGUUAGCUUCCGGUUUCCACGUCUCCCAUUUGGCUUUAGCACGUUUACGUUUGCAGCUAUUUCUGCAAGAAUUCAGACACUUUUAUAACUUCUUUAGCGUUUGAGAGAAUAAACAAACGAUCAACAUAUCUCCUAUUACUUAUCUACUGAUUACUAUUACUUAUUCAGUCAGUUCUGAGUCUUUACUCGACGUCUGUGGUGGUAUUGCAGCACACAGGGGUGUAAAUAUGUGUGUUUGCAGACACUGAAGAUGGACAGAGAUUUACUCCGACAGUCUGUGUCGUUUCACGGGGAAAACCUGCUGUCGCUGUUGAAAUGUGAACAGAAUGAAAACCCAGACUUUAAACAUUUGGCCUCUGAUCUCUACAAAAGCCUUAACCAAAGGGAUAAAGAUGAGCAAAGUCCCGUUCUGGAGCAGUUUAUAGCAAGGAAAGCCGAUCUUCUGUUCGCGCCGUCAUGGAAAAUCUCAGAACCAGCAGACGAAUGGCAGGAAGAGUCAGGAGAGGCGUUUGCCGUCAUGCCUCCGCUGGAGCAGUUCAUGGAGGUGUCGUUCGAGGAGAGACGCGAGCUCUUCUACCGAGAUGUGGAGCGCGGAGACAUGGUCAUCGGCAGAAUCAAUUCAGUGCGAGACUUCGGCUUAUUCGUGACGCUGCUCUGCACCGCUGGUGGACUGAAGAGAGACAUUGAGGAUCUUGAGAUCAAGGCCCUCUGUCCAAAAAGAGAAGUGCCUUCAACCGGAAACCACGAUGAUCCUUUGUCGUAUUACCAGAUCGGGGAUUUAAUCAGAGCUGGAGUGAAAGACAUCGACCGCUACCAUGAGAAGUUAACCUUGUCUCUGCACUCGUCCUCUGUGUCUCCGCACAUGGAGAAAGUCAAGCUGGGCGUGCUGAACAAAGAAGAUCUGCCUCUUCACUACACUCGAGGUGAAAUCGUUUCCUCUGACAGCAACGAGACCUUCGAGAAGCUCCUGGACGAUUCACUGGGUUUGUCGAACCCGUUAAACGUGGAUUUCCUUCUGGGCAAACUGGGAAUCAGUGACACACAGACUCCUUCACUCAUGAGGGGUUUGCAGAGUAAGCGCUUUAAAGAGGAGGAUUUUGCUACGACUAUCAGAAAGAAGCAGUCUGUUUCCUGGGCCUUAAAAUGUGUUAAAACCGGCGUGGGUCAUUUUAAGUCUGGCCGUCAUGUAGAUGCGAUGAACGAGUACAACAAGGCUUUGGAGAUCGACACCAACAACGUGGAGGCUCUGGUGGCCCGCGGAGCUCUAUACGCCACCAAAGGCAGUCUGGUGAAGGCGAUUGAGGACUUUGAGCUGGCUCUGGAGAACUGCCCCACACACAGAAACGCUAAGAAAUACCUGUGCCAGACGCUGGUGGAGCGCGGAGGACAAGUUGAGGAAGAAGAGAAGCUAGUGACGGCAGAGAGUCUCUAUAAAAGAGCCCUGGUUUUAGACGACACGUUUAAAGAGGCGGCAGAGGUUCUGGAGAAACUGCAGAUCCGCAUCCAGAAAUCACUUAAAUUGAAAGAGCUGGAAGCUGCGAAAGAGCAGGAAAAAGCUAAGACCGCGGAGACGAGUGCUGAGAAAUUGCGUAAGAUCCUAAAAGAGGAGAAAAGAAUGAAGAAAAAGCGAAAGCGUUCGACCUCCUCCUCCACAUCCUCAGACUCGUCUUCCUCCUCAUCGAGCGACAGCUCUCCGUCAACCAGUCGCAAAAAAUCCAAAAAGCGCAAGCACAAGCGCAGACGCUCGUCCCGCAGCAGCAAAAAACACAAGCGGCGAGUUUCCUCCUGCAGCGAUAAAACAGCAGAGGACGAUAGAGACUGGUUUCCGGCUCCUGCAAACACCUCAGCCUCAUACAUCAACCAGAAUCAGUCGAUCAGUAAACUAAUGAGCGAAUCGGAGCCGGUUUGGGGGGCUGAAAGCAGAGGUAGGUUUGAAGAGGAUCUGGAGAGAGGUUCAGAUCAAGUCAAACCUGCGGGAUUCAGAUCUGGAGUCAAUGGGGAGCCAUUGAAAGUGAACGAAAGAGUUGGAAACCGUAGAGAUUCAUCCUCCUCGACUCAGUCCGAAUAUUCACACAAGUCUGAGCGCCACUCUGAGUUUUCAGGCAGAAAUCCGAGUCGGUCAGAGCGAGCCGGGAAUGAUGGAGGGAAAACCAACAGCGCAAACACGAAGAAAGAUCUUCCUUUAAACCUGCUGGACAUCUUCAGUCAGAUCGCAGAGUUUCAGAAGGACAAAAAGCAGAAGAAGUGAAAGCAAUAGAUGUGUGUUGCGUUCAGUUUGGAGGAGUGAACUAGUUUUCAUGACUGGUACUAACAGGGUUAAAGGGAUAGUUCACGAAAAACUGAAUUUUGCCAUUAUUUGCUCUUGCUUUAAAUUAGUUUGAGUUUUUUGUUGAACACAAAAGAAGAUAUUUUGAAGAAUGUUGGAAACCU
This is a messenger RNA of Danio rerio (zebrafish), 2570 nucleotides long. It is a transcript of the gene ttc14, whose product is annotated as tetratricopeptide repeat domain 14. NCBI's taxonomy places the organism in Eukaryota, Metazoa, Chordata, Actinopteri, Cypriniformes, Danionidae. Gene Ontology annotation, molecular function: nucleic acid binding. The record is from RefSeq and is marked validated.